This is a messenger RNA of Gallus gallus (chicken), 3928 nucleotides long. RefSeq names its product ubiquitin specific peptidase 2 (gene USP2). The transcript is spliced from 15 exons. Gene Ontology annotation, molecular function: cysteine-type deubiquitinase activity. Lineage: Eukaryota; Metazoa; Chordata; Aves; Galliformes; Phasianidae. Bases 1241 to 2893 code for a protein of 550 amino acids. Gene Ontology annotation, cellular component: cytoplasm. The record is from RefSeq and is a predicted model, not a curated record. Gene Ontology annotation, biological process: protein deubiquitination.
GACCGCUGGGAGGAGCCCGUGUGCCCCCUCCUGCCUCCCUGCUCCCUUUCAGCAUCUCCCUAUGGAGAUUUACCUAUUUAGGGGUAGAAGAAGGUGGCUAAGGCCAUCCUCGGUCAAGCUAAGAUGUUUCCCAGUGGUCAGUGAGAAUGGGGAGAGGGACCCCAAGCACAGCCCCAGCCUGUCCCCGUGUUCCACGGGACCCCAGGAGACGGUGGCCCCAGAAUGAGCAGAGAGCUCUCCCAGGAAAGGGCACGGGAUAGGAGGAGGUGCUGGCAAGAGCAUCAGCUCUGCGGAGAGAACCCCACACUGAUCUCCUCGUGCAGUGCCUGACAGCUGAGAGCGAUUCCCAGCAGCUGGUCCCCACUCCUUGCUUUUCUCCGGCCACGAAAAGCUGCCUCCCACCCCAAAAGCCUCCCGGCCCCAAUGCAUCCCACCCCACUGCCUGUCCCUGCCCGUCCCUGCCCGCUUGCUUGCUGUCUAGUGCUGCCCAGGCUGUGCGUGGCCGGGGCAGGGCAGAGCCCGGCCGACCACGCGGACGCGUCUCCAAAUCUCAUUUUUUUGGUGAACAUUUGUAGUUGUUUCCACAGCUUGUCGUCAAAGAGAUUCUGUUCAAGGAGAGAAAAAAAAAAAAAAAAAAAAAAAAAAAAAAAAAGGAAAAAGGCAAAAAAAAAAAAGGAAAAAGAAAAAAAAAAGCAAAGAAAGAAAAGCCAACCUUACGAAAAGCAACAACAACAACAGUACACCUUAUCCUCCGGGAGUUUUCCUCUGUCUGCACAAUAAAACCUUAGGUUGUGUGUUGGAGCCGUGGCCACCUGUGUGUGCGGCGAGGGGCUGUGGGGGGGCACGGUUUGCCCUGCUGGGGGGGUGACCCCCCUUCCUGCACCCAUCUACGCCUCCGUUCCAUACUGGAGAACCCUUCUUCUCAGCUCAUUGUGAGCUCAGGGUUGGGGCCACCUGCGGCAUGGGGAGAGGGGCAGUGCGGGCCCCAGGAAGCACCCCUAGGAGGGAGGACCGACACGAAGCAGCCCCAUGAGCUGCCGCUCACCCCACACCGUGCCAACCUCGCGCCCCUGAGCGCGCACCCACUGCUCCUCAGGCUCAUGGCACGCUCCGCUCUCCUGCAGCCCUGGGGUCCACAGCGAUAUGACAUGGGGACAGCACGGUGCAGAUCAUCCUAGCAGACACAGCAGCCCUACAUGCCGAUGCCUCCAGCCGAGCCCGCUGAGCCUCAGCCUCCAGCAUGUCCCAGCUCUCCUCCACACUGAAACGGUACGUUGACUCGUCCCGCUAUGCCGAGAACACCUACAGCAAGAUGCCCAGCGGCUACAGCUCCUACACCUCCUACAGCUCCACCUAUGCCUAUGCAGACAGAGACAAAAUCGGCUUCAAAUCCAGCUACCUGCCCUCCCCUCGGUACCACCACAGCAGACUGUCCCCAACCGGCGGCUACGACAGCGGCCGCCUGCCCCUGUACCCCGACUCCAGCAUCCGCCUGAGCCCCGCUUACAUCCGCACACAGGCGCCGGGCGGGGGGCUGAGCGGGGGCUCGUGCUACUCCUUCACCGGGACCCCCGGCAGCCCCUCUGGCUACGUGUCCACCUCCACACUUCUCAGCCGUCGCAGAGCCGUCAGCCACUCGGACCUGGCGCAGGAGUUUUCGGGGCUGCACACGUCGGAUAGCGCCUACGCACCCAGCCCCAGUGCCCUGUACCAGGCUGCCACGCGCUCCGACUACGUCCGCGAUUACCUGGAGAAGAGCAGCCACUGCAGCCUGCCCUCCAGCCCCUCCGGCAGCCAGCUCUGUGAAAGGGAUGAUGGUUAUGGCGGCACGCAUGGCCCCGACCCCACGAGCUCCAAGGUGGUGCAGGGGCUGACUGGGCUGCGGAACCUCGGCAAUACGUGCUUCAUGAACUCCAUCCUGCAGUGCCUGAGCAACACCAAGGAGCUGCGGGAUUACUGCCUGCAGAACCAGUACCUGCGGGACCUCAACAACAACAGCCGCAUGCGCACCGCGCUCAUGUCAGAGUUUGCAAAGCUGAUCCAGCUGCUCUGGACCUCAUCCCCCAAUGACAGCGUGAGUCCCUCCGAGUUCAAGAUGCAGAUCCAGAGAUACGCCCCACGCUUUGUUGGAUACAACCAGCAGGAUGCACAGGAGUUCCUGCGCUUCCUCCUGGAUGGGCUGCACGGCGAGGUGAACCGCGUGCUGGUGCGGCCGCGGGCCAAUGCUGACACCUUGGACCACCUCCCUGAUGAUGAGAAGAGCCGCCAGAUGUGGCGGAGGUACCAGGAGCGGGAGGACAGUCGUGUUAGUGAUCUCUUCGUUGGGCAGCUGAAGAGCUCGCUGACCUGCAGUGAGUGCGGCUACUGCUCCACAGCCUUUGACCCCUUCUGGGACCUCUCCCUGCCCAUCCCCAAGAAAGGCUAUGGGGAAGUGACCCUGAUGGACUGCCUGCGGCUCUUCACCAAAGAGGACGUUCUGGAUGGGGAUGAGAAACCGACGUGCUGUCGCUGCAAAGCCAGGACGCGAUGCACCAAGAAAUUCAGCAUCCAGAAGUUCCCCAAGAUCCUGGUGCUCCACCUGAAGCGCUUCUCAGAGGCCAGGAUACGAGCCAGCAAGCUCACCACCUUCGUCAACUUCCCACUGAAGGACCUGGACCUGAGGGAGUUCGCCUCGCAGAGCUGCAACCACACCGUUUACAACCUCUACGCCGUCUCCAACCACUCGGGCACCACCAUGGGGGGACACUACACUGCCUACUGCAAGAGCCCCAUCUCCAGCGAGUGGCACAGCUUCAACGAUUCCCGCGUCACCCCCAUGUCCUCCAGCCACGUGCGCAGCAGCGAUGCCUACCUGCUCUUCUACGAGCUGGCCAGCCCAUCCUCACGCAUGUAGCCGGCCCCCGGGCACCCCUCGGAGCCUCCUACCUGGAUUUGGGCCCCCCAAGAACAGCAGAAAGCCCCGAGACGAGGGCAGGACCCAGGCAGCCCCAGUGCCUCCGGGCCGCUGGCGUUUGCUUUUUACCCUGGGGUAGGUUUUUCUUUUUCUCUUUCUGGUGUGUAAUAAAAAUACUGAGCAAGGGCCGUGGGGCUGCCUGCUCCCACCGGGACCUCGGGGACACCCGGAGUUGGGUCUCUUCUGGCAUCUCCGUACCACUCUGCCAUCCCCGAGGAUCCGUGAGCCUCCUCCCAGCUCCUCCAAACCUCCUGGUGAAGGAUCGCAGCUCUUCGGUCGCCUCCAUCCCACCUCCAUCCUCGUUCCGAUCGGCCCCAGACUCACGGCCAGGAGGGAGGAUGAUGCUUCAUGGAGUUUCUUUCUAUUUAUCACGGACUUCUCUCAGCCCGGACCAUCCCUCCUGGCUGCCCAGGGACUCAGGCCGGGGGGGGCUGACCCACCUCCUUAUACGACGGUGCCUUAAACCAUUUCGGGGCGCAGGAGGCCCUUGGGGUGCACAGGGAUGUCCGUCCUACGGGGGGGUUGGGGGGUGGGCAGCACCUUUCUAGUAGUGGGGCUUUCCUCCCCUCUUCACCAGGAGCCCCACGGGGUGCCCAGAGAUGCUCCCCUCACCCAGCCCCACUGCUCCGUCCUCCAGCUAGCAAACGCCAGUGGCCUUUUUAGCCUUUUCUCUAAUUUAUUCUCCUCCCCAUCCCACCCUGCCCGAGGUGCAAUGGGGGGGGACAUGCAACUGACCCAGCACAACCCCAGCCCCAGUCCAACCCAGCGCCCAUCCUGCUUUGGGCACGGGCUGAGCCCCCCUGCCCCGAUCACAUCCCCCAGGGGCAUCCCAGAGGGGCCGGGGGGCAGAGGUGGGUCCCGGGCUGGGGCAGCGCUGCAGCUCGGCAGGUGGCUUGUUUACUGUGUAAGCAAGAUGGGCAGGAUGUGUCUCGUACAAGGGAGACUCGUGUAGGAAUAAAUUUUAGCUGGAACAGA